This is a messenger RNA of Fusarium oxysporum Fo47, 1135 nucleotides long. Its product is annotated as BTB/POZ domain-containing protein. Lineage: Eukaryota; Fungi; Ascomycota; Sordariomycetes; Hypocreales; Nectriaceae. Bases 291 to 1025 code for a protein of 244 amino acids. The transcript is spliced from 4 exons. Gene Ontology annotation, molecular function: protein binding. The record is from RefSeq and is a predicted model, not a curated record.
AUGCAAUUUAUUGAAAGGGAUCAAUUAUGAAAGGCUUUUUCUACAUUCUAGUAAACUGUUUACUUCGUGCAUUGGUGUAGCUGAGACGUGGUGCGUCAAAAUCUGUUUUCUUGUUCUAUUUGAACGCUGAGGUCAACCCGGACCAUCCAACCAGGAUAGAUCAUGUGUUGAGAGCUCAGCUACACUUACCCCUGCCACUAGCCCCUAGUUUUAAAAUCCUGGAUUUUAUUUUAUUUUCAUUUUAUUUUAGGUCUUCUCACAAAAGUGAAAAUGCGCCAGAAACAAUCACGAUGAGACUUGAUGAAACAACAAACCACGCGCUUCAAAGCGCGUUAAAGAAAGCCGAAACCGGACUUUAUUCAGACCUUAAAAUUACGUGUGGCGAUAAACAGUAUCAAGUCCAUAAGGCUAUUAUCUGCCCAAGGUCUCCUUUCUUCGGAGUCGCCUGCCAAAACCACUUCCGAGAAAGCCAAUCAAACAUUAUCAAUCUUCCGGAAGAUGACCCGGAAGCGGUUGAUUCUAUGAUCUAUUACAUCUACAAUGGCUAUUAUCCCAAAAUAGAUCCAGGAACCCACGGUAUAUCGAAAGACAGAUUGGCAGUCGCCGGCUGGAAGCUAGAGACGUUUGGAGAAUUCACCGGCGGGCUUCAGGUCAAGUUUCUUGUCCUGCAUGCAAAGGUAUAUGCCCUUGCCGAGAAAUACGAGGUGUCAGGACUGAAGGAGAUGGCGCAACGGUGUUUCCAAAUUAUUUCCAAUUGCGGGGGUUCUUGUAGCAAGGAAUUUGCACAGGCUUUUGAGUUUGUAUACACGACAACGAUCGAUUCAGAUAGGGGGUUGCGCGAUGUCGUUGUUCAGGCUCUACAUGACAAUCCUCGAGCGCUUGAUGAAGAGCAUAUUCGGAGAGCGAUGCGUUUGCAGCCGGAUCUGCUGUACGAUCUUGUGUUAUAUGGCCGUGGAAAGGAUAGGAAGAAGGAGAAAGUUAGACGUCCAAGACCAUCGUGGAUGGAUGGGACAGAGGCUAGUUGAAAGGCUCUCCGAAAGCCCCGACUCUGCUAUUGGACUUUUCUUAGAUAAAAUACAUCGUUCAGUACUCCUGCAAUUUCGAUCAUUUCGAUUAUAAUACCACUCAAUUUACC